Messenger RNA from Corylus avellana, 3972 nucleotides. RefSeq names its product DNA topoisomerase 4 subunit B (DUF810). The record is from RefSeq and is a predicted model, not a curated record. NCBI's taxonomy places the organism in Eukaryota, Viridiplantae, Streptophyta, Magnoliopsida, Fagales, Betulaceae.
CGCGCUCCUCCAAAUGUAGGACUUGCCGUAGCAAGCCUACAAUUCUUCGGACCAACUUUCCCAUUGCUUUCCCUGCCGGCUGCCGAAAUUCCGAUCAGAUGGAGCAACAGCCUUGGCGCCUAUUGCAGCGGUACCGUGGAGACCGUCGCAAGCUCCUAGAGUUCCUCUUGUCCUCCGGUUUGAUCACCGAGCUCCGAACCCCGGCGGGCCCCAUCGCCGCUCUCUCCGACGUCGACUUGGAUAAACUCAGCGCCGAUUACGUCCUCCACUGCAUAAAAUACGGUGGAGUGCUUGAUGUUUCUGAAGCAACCAAGAAGUACUUCGAUGAAUCUUCUUACCCAGUUAUGAUUCAUUCUCAAUUAGGGAAUUCCUAUUUUCUACUUUCUGAUCCAGAUUUGUCUGGAUCACCUCCCACGCGAGUGCCACCUUCAACUGAUGUGAACCUGGCCACCAAUCAUGCAUCAUUUUCAUCUAGUCCAGAUCCUCUAAUAGUUGAGGAUGCAGAAGCAUCUGGGGAAGACUUUAGUCCUAAACAUGAAGUGGAAACAUGCACACCUUUAAAGCCCAUGGAGGAUGUACAAAUUCCUCCAUUAGGAUUACCUUGUCUGAAUGCAGGAUUGUCGGAUGAUGACUUGCGGGAAUCAGCCUAUGAAAUAUUGCUUGCAUCUUUGGCAUUUUCUGGGGUUGAAGUCCAUACAGUUGAGGAUAGAAGGAAAGAAAAGAGUGCUAAACUUCUGUCAGGGUUGAAGAGUAGAAGGGAUAAAAUCCAUCAGCAGUCUGAGUCUCGAGGAAGACAAUCAGAACUAAUUGAGACCAUCCGCAUUCAGAUGCAGAUUUCAGAACCAAUGGAUGCAUGCAUACGGCAAAGAUUGAUGCAAUUGACGGCUAGGAGAAUGUGGGGAUCAAUUGAUAUUCCUCAAAUGUCAUUGGGACUUUUGGCUAGCAUAUUCAAGUCUGAUUUUCUUAAUGGAAAAUCUUAUAUGCAGUGGAAAAGUAGACAGGCAAGUAUCUUGGAAGAGCUCCUUUAUUUUUCUACUGAUCUUGAAGCGUCUGAACGUCUAACCAUUCAAAGUUCUCUCGCGAACAUUAGAAAUUCUAAGGAGUGGGACAUGACAAGAUCACCUUCUGAACGUGCUGAGAUUCUAUCGGCUCUAACAUUAGUGGCUUUAAAGUUGUCAUCUCUGUCUGGAAAAUUCAAUAUCCAGGGUGAAACCUAUUAUUGGACUGCUGAUUAUCACUUGAACGUUAGACUUUACGAGAAAUUGCUAUUUGGUGUGUUUGAUGUGCUUGAUGAAGGCCAGCUCAUUAUGGAAUCCAAUGAACUCCUGAUGCUUAUCAAAUUGACCUGGCCUACUUUAGGCAUCACACAGAAAAUGCAUAAUGCGUUAUAUGGGUGGGUCCUUUUCCAGCAGUAUGUAGGAACAGAUGAGGCUGUGCUGUUAGAAUAUGCGCUUCUUGAGUUGCAGAAGGUUCUAUCUGCUGAAAAUGAUAAUCAGAAGGAAGAGCAUUACAUGGAUAGCUUAGCAUGUUCAAGAGCAUGCAAUGGCAGUGAAAUAAAGUUAUGUCUGGUGCAGGCCAUUUUCUUCUCAAUAAGCAGUUGGUGUGACAGUAAACUGCAAGACUAUCAUCUGCAUUUUAGUCAGAAACCUCAUAACUUCUCGAGGAUGAUGAACUUGCUCUCAGCAGCUGGAAUUCUUACUUCUGGUGAUUUUGGUGAUAUUGAGUUAAUCAGGUUGAAUGUUUCCAAUGAGAAUGCAACUAGAAAACUUAUGACAUAUGUUGAGAGAUCGAUCAAAGCUUCAUAUAGGCGGGUAGCUAGUACCCUAGAUCUUGAAUCCAAGGUGGUAAGGCAACAUCCUUUGGCCCUGCUUGCAAAUGAGCUAAAAUUGAUUGCUCAGAGAGAGUUCAGUGUGUUCUGCCCGGUGCUACGUCGUUGGUGUCCUGAAUCUGGGAUGAUUGCAGCCAUGCGACUACACCAAAUUUAUGGGGAAAGACUGAAGCCGUUUCUCAAGGGAGUGUCAUCUCUUUCUGAAGACGUCAGAUCGGUGCUUUCAGCUGCUCAUUCGUUGGAUCAUGACCUGACUGAGCUAUAUAUUUCUGCUUGUGAAGAUAAUAGGCUGCAUCACCAUCUCAACCGAGAUCUGGACCAUUAUCCGAUUGGAGAAGUUGCUAAACCAAUAAUUCUUGACUGGGUGAUUGCUCAGAAUUCACGUAUCUUGGAAUGGACUGGACGUGUGUUUGAUCUUGAGGACUGGGAGCCUUUAUCAUCACAGCAAAGACAUGCAGCAUCAGCAGUUGAAGUGUUUAGGAUCAUAGAGGAGACUGUAGAUCAAUUCUUUGGCUUGAAUCUUUCAGUGGAUAUCACACAUUUACAAGCUCUGCUAUCUGUUAUUUUUCACAGCCUGGAUGCCUAUUUGGUGAAAUUGGUUAACCAGCUAGUUGAGAAGAAUCAUCUCCAUCCCAUGGCUCCUCCUUUGACUCGUUAUGAGGAGACAGUUAUUCCAAUAAUGAAGAAGAAGGUGCUAGAGCAUAAACUAUUGGAGGAUGAUGUGAGGAAUAAGUUGAAUGAAUUGACAAUAUCCAAACUCUGUGUCAGAUUAAACACUCUUAAAUAUAUUCAGAAACAAAUUGACAUACUAGAAGAUGGCACUAGAAAGUCGUGGGCGCUUAUCAGACCACCAGUUGGUCAUGGGUGGGCUAAAGAAGUCUCUCUGGAAUCUUCAGAGAGUUCACGGCUAACAUGUAGUGAAGCAGUUGAUGAACUAUUUGUAACCACCUUUAGCAGCAUCAGGGAUACCACGACAGAUGCUAUCAGCAAAAUACAUGACUUUGCUGGUGCAAGAGUAGUUUUUUGGGAUCUCAGAGAUGCAUUCCUCUUUCGGUUAUAUCGUGGAAAUGUUGAAGGUGCUCGCUUGGACAGUGUUCUUCCACAUAUUGAUAAAGUUCUCGACCAUAUAUGUGGUUUGAUUGAUGAUACUCUUAGAGACCUUGUCGUUUUCAGUGUUUGUCGGGCAUUACUGGAAGGCUAUGUUUGGGUGUUGCUCAAUGGAGGUCCUUCUCGUGCAUUUUCUAAUUCAGAUAUCACAAUUAUGGAGGAUGACCUUAAUAUGCUGAAGGAAUUCUUUAUAGCUGAUGGAGAAGGCCUUCCACGUUCAUUAGUGGAGCAAGAAGCGAAACUUGCUGAACAAAUACUAAGCUUGUACACCCUUCAGACUGGCACUGUUAUCCAAAUGCUGAUGACAGCAAGUGAACAAAUUUCAACGGGAUUAUAUCCACGUAAGGAUGACAAAAUCGGCUUAGAAGAUGCCCAAACUUUAAUACGAAUCAUGUGCCACAAGAAAGAUAGACAAGCCUCCAAAUUCUUAAAAAGACUAUAUCAGCUCCCAACAUCUUCAGAGUACGAUGACACUCCAUCAGAGGAUUCCACUUUGAGAUCACCUCUCAUAUCUGAUCUUCUAAAGCGGAGCUCCUCAUUUCAUUGGACCAAUAAUGGCCCGAGCAGCUUCAAAUCUUUUAAGAAGAAACUCCAAGAAGCAACAUCCGAUAUCCGGAACAUGGCAUGGUAACUAGUGAAGGUAUACCAAUCAUUCCAUCGUCUGACUACACCCAAGUUUUGUAUUCCAUUUCCAUGUAAAAGCCUUGUCAGCAAACCUCACUCCCUGUAUAAUCUGUAAAUUUACCAUUAUACCCAUUUGUUCUCAUUCAUGGAGGCUAAUAUUACAUGCAGUACAAGGCUAACAGUGUCUGCACAAAUGUGGUCACUCAGUAUGGCCUUGACUGGCUCCACUUGUCCAUAUGGAGAGGAUCCUUAUCCUUUUCCUAUCAUUUUCCAAGCUUUCAGCUGGCGUUAAAACUUUCUUUAUUGCACAUGUAAACAGCAAACCCAACAACUUUCAAACUUCCAAUUAUUUACGUUACGCAACUUUCCGAGUUUAUCCGGUUAACUUUAUUUGAUUUGUCCUGUUUAUGACC